UGCGUUUCAAUUAACUGAACUUAAAGAUAAUAAUUUCACAUAAUGUCUUUUCCUAGUACCAGAUUAGAGUUGAGUAUAUAAAAUACACAGUCCUUAGUGUCCCUAUCUUCACAACUUCAGGAAUCAUACACAAUGAGAGUACUUGCAGUGAUUUUACUUGUGACGGCAGUGGUGGCCGAGGAUGGUGCAUUAUGUCCUAAGGAACAGGACGCUAAUUACGAAGUGGAUAGAUUAGUAGCCCAUGAGGAUUGCAACAAAUUCUACAAAUGUGUUCAAGGGGAACCAGUCGAGAUGAUAUGCCCUGAGGGACUCUUGUUCAACUCUGUAUUCCGUUUCUGUGACUGGACCCUGAACGUCGAUUGUGCUGAGAGAAGAAUGCCCACUGAAAGAGCUAUCCUUGUAACUGAAGUAACCGAGGCUAAGCCUGAAGGAGAAGCUAGCGGAGACAGUGAAGAAUCUAAUGAAAUAGAAUUGCUUGAAAAUGGAUGUCCCGUAGACCCAGUCAUUCAUUGGCUCGUUCCUGAUGAAGAAGAUUGUUCUGCCUUUUACUAUUGUGUUUGGGGUACUAAAGUUCAAAGGAGUUGUCCUCAUGGUUUACACUUCAAUAAAAAUUUACAGGUUUGCGACUGGGCUCAAUUCGCUAACUGCACAGCGACAGGAACCACCUCUACCACCACAGACGCUACACCACCUCCUACAACUGUUGCCGCUUGUAUAGGAGAGUUGGCGAUAUUGAUUUUGUCUAUAAGUGUGGCAUACGCUGUUAAUUCAUGUCCAGGACCAGAAGCAUGGAGUGAGAAUGUGUUUUUACAACAUGAAGAUUGUCAGAAGUUUUACAGAUGUGUUUUUGGGCAACCAAUCGAAAUGUCAUGUCCUGCCGGAUUGUAUUUUAACCUCGAAACUUUGGAAUGCGAUUGGAAAGCUAAUGUUGAUUGUCCAAAUGAUGAAUCCGAUGAAGAACAAGGAUCACUAUUCUUAGAAAAUGGUUGUCCGAGAAAUUACUCUUUACACUGGCUUUUGCCGCAUGAAAAUGAUUGUAACCUAUUCUAUACUUGCAUAUCGGGAAGAAAAUUAAAACGAAGUUGUCCUGGUUCGUUACAUUUUGAUUUUAAGCAGCAGAUAUGCGGUUGGCCAAAACCGGAAGGCUGUACUACUUCCAACGAAGAUUCGAGUUCGGAAAUUGAUAGUUCUGAAAGUAAUCCAUCCAGAGAAGAUAAUUCACUUGAAGUUACUUCAAAAGAAAAUGAUAGUGAUGAAGAUGUUAGUAAAGAAGAUAUCUCUAAAGAAGAUGAUAGUCAUGAAAAUGACAGCAAGGAAGAUUCAAGUUCACAGAGUAGUCAAGAAAUUAAUUCAUCAGAAGAUGUAACAAUUGAAAAUGACUCUGAGGAAGACUCGAAAGAAAAUGACACUAACGAAAACAAUACUGAGGAAGAUGUCACUAAGGAAGAUGACAGUGACGAAAAUGAUAGUGAUGAUACCUCUAAAGAAGAUGAUACUGACGAAAAUGAUAGUAAUGAUACCUCUAAAGAAGAUGAUACUGACGAAAAUGAUAGUAAUAAUACCUCUAAAGAAGAUGAUACUGACGAAAAUGAUAGUAAUGAAGAUACCUCUAAAGAAGGUGAUACAAACGAAGAUGUCUCUAACGAAGAUACCUCCGAUGAAAACGACUCUUCAAAAGAUGUUACUUCCGAAGAAAACACGGCUGAAGAAGAUACCUCCAAUGAUGACACAGACAAUAUUCGUAAUAUUAAAAAAAUUGAAGCGAUUGUUAAAGUCAAUGUUUUAAAAAAAAUCAAAAAACAUUUAUAAAUUAGAAAUAACUAA
Molecule: messenger RNA, 1824 nt
Organism: Papilio xuthus (Asian swallowtail)
Lineage: Eukaryota; Metazoa; Arthropoda; Insecta; Lepidoptera; Papilionidae
Product: chondroitin proteoglycan 2-like
Exons: 5
Coding region: 133-1809 (558 amino acids)
Cellular component (GO): extracellular region
Molecular function (GO): chitin binding
Source: RefSeq, a predicted model, not a curated record